UAGAAGAAUAGUAGAAUGUAUCCUAUUUUGUAUCACCAUGUCCUUUUGCGAGAGAAUUUUUUUUGGAAGAUUCUUUUGUAAGAAAUGCUCUGACUUGUUAUACAUUAUUUUUUUAAUGUAAAAAAAUGUAUUCCUUAAUCAGAAGAAAGGAAAAGGGUAAUCUUAAGAUUGUCAAGACAACAAAAUUAAAACAAAAACAGUCUCGCUUCUAUUUGCGAAAUCAGAUAGUUUUACUAGAAUGUCAAAAUGAUGACUUGCAUUUUUUAACUGACAUUAUGUCCAACGUAAAUAGUGGUAUUCCUAAGCUUUGCUUAAAAAAAGUAGAUGGACUUUACAUUAAUAAAGCAUGGACAACUUUGCAGUCUAAUUCUGUAGGGAAUGGCAUUGCUUUGGAAAAUUCCAAAGACGAUUCCAGAUCUUCAAGUUGUACAAAUUCCUUAUGUGACUAUCAGGAAUGGUCUCAUCUGCCAAGUGAAACAGAUACCACAAGCAAUGAUACUGCAGGUUACAGUGUUGGUUCUUAUUCACUUAGUGAUUCAAAGAUCAGAAAAACGUAUUCAAAUACGGACGAUGAAGGAUUUGCUGGAGAAAUUGAAAGUACAAAUUCGAGUCCACUUGUUUCUGAAGAUGUUUUGGACAGAAGAAGCAUGAAUGAGUUCGUAGAAGAAUUCAAUGACAGCUUUAAUAUUUCUGGUAGUAUGACACAUUCAUCCCCUAACAAAAAACGUGUAGAAUUUGUUGAAAGUACAAUAGAUCCACGUAAACAGAUGAUGUCAGAAGUUGAUCCUGUUCUGGCAAAAGGAUUUAAUGAUUCGAUAAAACUCAAUAAUCAUUUUUCGAGAGAUCUACCUAAUUCAUUUCUAACUGCUACAUCUAUUACACAAAAAAUUCCAGAACAAGAAAUACAAGAAUCGACAUUACCAAACGUUAAUUCGACGUACACCUUAGAUUUUCCAGAAUUGGACUUACCAGAACAAUUGUCAUUUGGCGUGUUACAAAGUUCAUUGUUAGACAUGUCUUCUUCAGUCAAUUUAAAUGGGAAAGAUUUACUGGAGAAAGUUUUCGCUGCCAAAGAAGACGGUGCAAUUAUUGGUAGCAAAGCCAAUAGUUCAUCUCAUCCUAUUAACAAUGAAGUUAGUUUUAACAUGGAUAUAAAUGCGAUGGAAAUUAUGCAUGCUGAUACGUCUGUAUUAAUAGACCGAAGGGAAAUCCAAGUAGAUUUAAAUAAUAGCGUAACCUCGAAUACUUACACUAAUGAAAACAGAAUGGACAUCUUAAAUGGCCUAGAAGAUGGCCAAUUUCAAGAUACACAAGAGUAUAAUUCUAAUCAUAGUCACGAUAGCAAUUUGGAAUUAAUGAAUGGUGAAAAAAAUUCAGGUAUUGAUAUUGCAAACGUACCAAAAUCAUCCGUUCCUGAUUCUAAUGAAGAUGUGGAAGCAGUUGCUGUUAAUCAAAAUGUUAAUUCGGAUGAAUCUGAUCAAGUUUCUGUUGAAGAUCAAAUUAAAGAUAUCUGUACAAAUACGAAAGAUCUUGACGAAUACGCAGAAGAAGUUGAAAACAUAAUUAGAAAAAUGUUAAAAGAUAAAAUAGUAAACGUUGAGGGACAUAAAGGCCCUUCUCUGGAAGAUAGAUAUUUAACUACUGAAGGUGAAAAGCCACAUUGCUGCCCCUUUUGUGUAAAAAUAAAAUACGGUAAAAUGCCUAGACAUAUACGAACGACGCAUAAAACGGAAGACAUUGUUUGUAAAAUUCUUCAACUUCCUAAAGAACUACAGAUUUCUAAAUUUCGAGCUUUAGUAAAAUUAGGAGACUAUAUGUUCAACACUACGCAAAAAGGUGCCGGGAAGCAAUUGCUGGUUGCAAGGCGACCUAAUAAACCUGCCGAUCAAGCGAAUGAACAAGAUCCUAAUAAAUCUCCUAGAGUCCUAAAAUUGGCUGAAAAUUAUGUUCCAUGUGACAACUGUCUGGUUUACGUUAGUAAAACUAAUUUCAGACAUCAUAGAAGUGCGUGCACGAAAGUAAAGUUUAUAGGAACUAAAGGAGCUUUGCAACAAAGUCGCUUAGUCAAUCCGGAUAUACACGAGUUAGCGAACAAUGUUCUACGAAAAAAAAUUAUACCUAUAAUGCGCGACGACGAUGAAGUUAAAUUACUGAAACACGAUGAAUUAAUUAUAUUAUAUGGUAAUGAAAUGACAGAACUGUUGACAGAAGUUCAAAAUGAAGAUCAAAUUCGACGGCAUUUGAGAUUAUUAGGACGGUUUUAUUUGAAAUUACUUUCCUUAAAUAAAGAUAGUGAGAAAAAACCUUUAGAUUUUUUUAUUGACGGCACUAAAAUAGACUUAAGUAAGUAAGGAUGCGAUUAAAUUUAUUGCAGAAUUUGAUCACGAUACAGUAAAAGUGAAAAACCCAGCUGUAGCUAUUGAACUUGGAACUUUACUAAAGAAAGUCGCAGAUUUCUAUAUAGAUCUAUGUUAUGCAAGAAACUUAAAGAGUGAAAGAGAACAAGCAGAAUCAUAUCUUCGCUUAGUGUCUCGUUUUAUAAAAACAUUAAACAAACAAUCUAAACUUGCAAAACUGCAAAAGGCUAGAAGAAAAAAAGAAAUCAUCCCAACUGCUGAUGACAUCGAAAAGCUAACUGAUUAUGUAGAAGGAGUUCGACAAAAAGCAUAUGAAGCAUUGAAAAAAGAAUUUACUGU
This is a messenger RNA of Nasonia vitripennis (jewel wasp), 2696 nucleotides long. RefSeq names its product serine-rich adhesin for platelets-like. The record is from RefSeq and is a predicted model, not a curated record. The transcript is spliced from 6 exons. The coding region runs from base 126 to 2351 and encodes 741 amino acids. NCBI's taxonomy places the organism in Eukaryota, Metazoa, Arthropoda, Insecta, Hymenoptera, Pteromalidae.